AUGACGCCCGACCUCCCCCCCGGGCUCAGCGAGCAAUACACCCACCACCUCGCCCAGCAGCUCCAAGCCCACCUCUCCACCCCCACACCAAACACCUACCUCGCCGCCAACAUCAUCAAGAUCGCGCGCGACCAGCCCGGGCCCAAGACGUUCAUUGCCGCCGUGCAGACGCUCGGAAAGUACACAGACGACUUUCUCGCGGGCGUGUACGACGAGGUCAAGCAGCGCGCGCGGUACGAGCUGGCCCAUGGCAGCAGCAGCAGCAGCAGCAGUGAGAUGCCCGGGGGGCUGCUUGUCCCGCGUAGGGAUGAGGCUGCGGCGGCGGGGGGGAAGAAGGAGAGUAGGUUAGGCUUGGAUAGGCUGGCGAAGCGGAUUAGGCUGGAUCUAGAGGGGGGGAGAGAUGGCGAGAAGAAGCAGGAGGAGGUGAAGGAGGUGGUGGAGUUUAAGAAGCCGGCGCUGCCGGUGGGGAGACAUAUCAGGGAGCGGAGGAUGGACACGCCCUCGCACGGCGGCGGGCUCUCGCAGGCUGCGCGCGAGAAACUGAAUGCCCACCGCGCCCGCCGCCUCGGCGCCAGCAAUGAUGACCGGGACCGCGACAGAGGCAGCAGAGACGACCGAGACGGCGGCGGCGGCAGCAGACGGACCGACUACGCCUACCGCGACUCCAAAUACACCCCGCAGAACCUCCGCCGCCACGACCCCACGCCCCUCCGCGACGCCACCCGCUACGCCAACGCCCGCCCAUCCACCGCGCGCUCCUCCCGCUUCGGCAACGCCACACCUCGCAUGCCGUCCACCUUUGACCGCGACCCCGACGAGGAGGCCGGGCCAGGCGUCAUCAGCGCCGAGGACGACAGCGCGCUCGACCGCGACUGGUAUGCCAGCGACGAGCUGGGCCACGCCUUUGGCGACGAGACACACAACCCGUUUGGCAGCGCCGACAACACGUGGGCCGACCAGCAGCGCGAGCAGGCGCUGCUCGAGAAGAAGCAAGGCAAGCGCAUGAGCGCGCGCGCGCAGCAGAAGAUGAAGGAUGUGGACGCGUGGGAGACGAACCGCAUGCUGACCAGCGGCGUGGCGCAGCGCGCGGACUAUGGCGAUGACGAGCUGGACGAUGAGGAGGAGGUGCGCGUGCAUCUGCUGGUGCACGAUCUGCGCCCGCCGUUUCUGGACGGCAGGAGGGUGUUUACGAAGCAGUUGGAUCCGAUCCCGGCGGUGCGGGACCCGCAGAGUGAUAUGGCCGUGUUUAGUCGCAAGGGCAGCACGCUGGUGAAGGAGAAGCGCAUGCAGCGCGAGCGCACCAAGCAGGCGCAGGAGGCGACGAAUAUUGCGGGCACGGCGCUGGGGAACGUGUUGGGGGUGAAGGACGAUGACGAUACGGACUCUGCUGCUGUGCUCGCUGCGGACAGCGCCGAGGGGGAUGGGGGGGGCAGCAACAAGUUCUCGGAGCACAUGGCGAAGCAGAAGCCGCAGGAGGGGGGGGGGAGUGAGUUGACAAAGGGCAGGACGCUGCGGGAGCAGCGGGAGUUCCUGCCGGCGUUUGCGGUGAGGGAGGAGGUGUUGAGGGUGAUUAGGGAUAACCAGGUUGUGGUUGUGGUGGGCGAGACGGGGAGUGGGAAGACGACGCAGUUGACGCAGUUUCUGUAUGAGGAUGGAUAUGGAAAGAAUGGCAUGAUUGGGUGCACGCAGCCUAGGAGAGUCGCGGCCAUGAGUGUGGCAAAGAGGGUCAGUGAGGAGAUGGAGGUCAGGCUGGGGGGACUGGUGGGGUAUGCGAUCCGUUUUGAGGACUGCACGAGUGAUGAGACGGUGAUCAAGUACAUGACCGACGGCGUCCUCCUCCGUGAAUCCCUCGUCGACCCCAACCUCGACAAGUACUCCUGCAUCAUCAUGGACGAAGCCCACGAGCGCGCCCUCAACACCGACGUCCUCAUGGGGCUGAUCAAAAAGAUCCUCGCCCGCCGCCGCGACCUCAAGCUCAUUGUCACCUCCGCCACCAUGAACGCCGAGCGCUUCUCGCGCUUCUACGGCGGCGCCCCGAACUACGUCGACGCCGCCGUCAAGCAGGUGCUGCAGAUCCACGUCGGCCAGGGCGCAGGCGACAUCCUCGUCUUCAUGACGGGCCAGGAGGAUAUCGAGAUUACGUGCGACGUGAUCGCGGAGCGCCUCAAGCAGCUCAACAACCCGCCGAAGCUCAACAUCCUGCCGAUAUACUCGCAGAUGCCGGCGGACCUGCAGGCCAAGAUCUUUGAGCGCGGCGAGGGCGGCGCGCGGAAAGUCAUUGUCGCAACCAACAUCGCCGAGACGUCGCUGACCGUCGAGGGCAUCAUGUAUGUUGUCGACGCGGGCUUCUCGAAGCUCAAGGUCUACAACCCACGCAUGGGCAUGGACGCGCUGCAGAUCACGCCCAUCUCGCAGGCGAACGCGUCGCAGCGCUCCGGGCGCGCCGGCAGAACGGGGCCGGGGAAGGCGUACAGGCUGUACACGGAGCAGGCGUUCCGCAACGAGAUGUACCUGCAGACGAUCCCCGAGAUCCAGCGCACGAACCUGAGCAACACCGUGCUGCUGCUCAAGUCGCUCGGCGUGCGCGACCUGCUCGAGUUUGACUUUAUGGACCCGCCGCCGCAGGACACCAUGACCACGUCGCUGUUCGACCUGUGGGCGCUCGGCGCGCUCUCGAAUAUCGGCGACCUCACGAGCCUCGGCAAGACGAUGGCAAACUUCCCCAUGGAGCCCAGCUUGUCGAAGCUUAUCAUCAUGAGCGUGGACUAUGGCUGCUCCGAGGAGAUGCUGACCAUCGUGUCGAUGCUCUCGGUGCCGAGCGUGUUCUACCGCCCCAAGGAGCGGCAGGAGGAGAGUGAUGCGGCCCGCGAGCGCUUCUUUGUCGCCGAGAGCGACCACCUGACGCUGCUGCAUGUGUACACGCAGUGGAAGAGCAAUGGGUACUCUGACCGGUGGUGCGUGCAGCACUUUCUGCAGCCCAAGGCGCUGCGGCGCGCGAAGGAGAUUCGCAACCAGCUGAUGGACAUCAUGAAGUUCCAGAAGAUGGAGCUGAGCAGCUGCGGCACCGACUGGGACCUGAUCCGCAAGUGCAUCUGCAGCGGGUACUACCACCAGGCGGCGAAGGUGAAGGGCAUCGGCGAGUAUACGAACCUGAGGACGAGCGUGACGGUGCAGUUGCAUCCGACGAGUGCGUUGUAUGGGUUGGGAUAUCUGCCGGAUUACGUCGUCUACCACGAACUCAUCCUCACCUCCAAAGAAUACAUGUCCACGGUCACCGCAGUGGACCCGCACUGGCUCGCGGAGCUGGGCGGCGUGUUCUACAGCGUCAAGGAGAAGGGCUACUCUGCGCGCGAGCGCCGCACCACCGAGAACGAGAUCAACAAGAAGAUGGAGAUCGAGGCCAAGAUGGCCGAGGACAAGGCGCAGCAGGAGGAGGACCUUGCCAACGCGCGCGCGAGGGAGGAGGCCAUGGCGGCCAGGGGGCUGAAGAGGCCCGCUACGAGUGCCGUGGUCAGGAGACCGGGCACGGCGGUGGGGGUUGUGAAGAGGCCGAUGACGCCGAGUUUGAGGAGGAGGGGGUUUUAA
Messenger RNA from Morchella importuna, 3585 nucleotides. RefSeq lists its product as uncharacterized. The record is from RefSeq and is a predicted model, not a curated record. The transcript is spliced from 4 exons. The coding region runs from base 1 to 3585 and encodes 1194 amino acids. NCBI's taxonomy places the organism in Eukaryota, Fungi, Ascomycota, Pezizomycetes, Pezizales, Morchellaceae. Gene Ontology annotation, biological process: mRNA splicing, via spliceosome. Gene Ontology annotation, cellular component: spliceosomal complex; intracellular anatomical structure. Gene Ontology annotation, molecular function: RNA binding; ATP binding.